Rhopilema esculentum is the source of this 4575-nucleotide messenger RNA. Its product is annotated as scavenger receptor cysteine-rich domain-containing protein DMBT1. The record is from RefSeq and is a predicted model, not a curated record. NCBI's taxonomy places the organism in Eukaryota, Metazoa, Cnidaria, Scyphozoa, Rhizostomeae, Rhizostomatidae.
AUGCCAAUUUUACGUAGACUGGCAAGAUACUGCACUUUUAAAACGAGUAUUUAUCGACAACAAGGCAGUGAAAACUAAAUUGGAUGAAAUAGCCAAUCGCUUUCGAGCAACAUACGAUGUAUGUAGAUAAAAUUUACCCGGAUAAAAGCGUUUUCACUGUCCACAUAGCUAUCCAAACUAAUUUAGUCCACUUUCCUAGGUGAACUAAUUUUGUUCGGAAAGCCGCCCUCAAACUCGUGCGGAUAGCGUGGGUCUAGUGUAAACGCGACGCCUAUCUGAACUAACUUUGAUGCGGAUAAAAAUUAUCUAGCACAGUGUAAACAGGGUCUAAGAAACAGGUUUUUUUGUUUCCUUUUAGUGUCGUUUCCAUGGGCACGCCUACAAGGACAACUUCUAAGUUCUGAUCUUAUUUAUAAUUGCUUUAAUUCAAAACAGAAUAACAUUAAUUGACGAUACUCAUGGUAACUGAUUAAUAUUUACACCAAACUUAUACAAAUUGAAUUUCUGAUUUAAUUACUUCAAUAUUUUUACACAAGCACUUUACACAAGUCUAUUUCUUUUGAUUUAUCUCAAUUUCUAACAAUCACUUAUCUAGCAAGUACUUCAGGCUUUGAAAACAUCCCUACUUAAUAUCCGCUUGAUAGAAGAGCUGUCUAAUGUAAAAUUUCACCUUCUUUGAUAUGUAUAUUCUAAUUUUGGAAAACUUACUUUAUUGAGUUUUCUUAUGCUUCCUAAGAAAUAAUGACAUGUAAAAAGAAGAUUAAUCUCAAAUAAGAUUUGAAAUUCUACAUAACAAAUUUCCCAGAUGACUAAAUCUUGCACGAUCUCACCUUCAUUAUGAAGACAGACAGAUUUCUACUAGACUGCCCCCAUAAAUGCUUUUUAGUUUAGUUACUCUUUGUUUUACAAGGCGUUGACGUAACUAGCCUUCCUAGCCUUCAGAACGCACCAAUCUAAUCUGAUGUUUGAACCUACUUGCUGCACUACUGGUGAUAAAGAUAUAAAAACAGUAUAAAUAGCGGCAAUAAUAGAUAUUUAGAAAACAGUACAGCAACAAAAUAAAAAGCAAGGAAAUUCUGUCAAUUCAGUUAUUGUUAUUUCGUAAAGAGGUUAUCUGCUGGUUUAUUUAUGAGGACGAAUGUUCUAAAUGAUUAAAGCAUCUUCUUUAUUUGCUAAUUACGUUUCUUCAGGCAGUUGCUGGGGUGAGCUAAAGGAAAAUGCCAGAGCUUUGGUCACAGUUGAUAAUAUUUGGAUAACACUUAUUGAGUUGACUAACAGUGGUGAAAAUGUGAUAAGACUCUUAGAUUCUGUAAUAUCCUUUUCGCAGCUUGUCUGUGAAAUGUAAACAGUUUUACUUAUGCUAAGAUUGAAUCAAACCAUAUCAAUUCGAGGUUUAGUUUUGAAUAACAAAUUUGAGUAUCAAUCAAGCUACCCUUAAGCCAGCCACCUGCCAUUUUCUACAAGAAACUUAUCUUCAAUUAGAGUAUCUACUUUUACCAAAUAGCAGCGAAGGAGAAAACUUCCAUCAGCAGAUAGAACGAGAACUGCAAUGAUACUAUUUCGCUGCAAGGAUGCAAUUUUUUGGGCCUCCUUCAUCAUUGCCUUUCGUUGCCACAUACUCAGACUCAAAUGUAUGUCUUUUGCGGAUUUUUCAGUCAAAGUGGAAAAUCACUUGCUCGAAGGAUCAAAAAUUCAGGAGAUUGAAGGCGCCAGCUUAAACGAAUGCAAAGGGCAAUGUGUCCUAAAUCAGCAAUGCAAGUCAAUUAACAUUAAAAAGGACGGUUCUGGGAUGUGUUGGUUGAAUCGAAAGUCCAGUAUUGAUGUGAUGGACAGAAUUAAUCUGACAGAAAGCGAUGAAUGGGAUUUUCAUUCAACAAAUUAUUCAGUUCGGGAGGUUGGAGUGAACUGUAAGUCUAAAAACCCGUGCAACAGCAGAGCAAUGUGUGUUGAUACAUGUCAUUGCCCGGGCGUCGAGUGUCUCAGCUGUUCCGAGAAUCAAAAUGGAUUUCACUGCAAUAGAUGUGCUAGCAAUCCAUGCCAUAAUGGAGGAACGUGUUUGGACGUAUCUUCCAUCAUGUGCAACUGCAAGCAAGGGUACACUGGACCAUUUUGUGAAACAGCGAUACGGGCGGCCUCAGCGUGUGGCAGUGUGUUCAAGGGUACAGCCGGUACAAUUGAAAGUCCGGACUUCCCACACAUUUACCCGGCACGAAGUCAGUGUCUCUGGACAAUCUACGUUGCUAAUGACCACAGGAUCAAAUUUAGAUUCAACUUUUUUGCUGUAGAGAGAAGUUCAAGUUGCCAUUACGAUUACGUGCGAAUUAUAGAUGGAUCUAUGGCAGACAGUGAAUUCCUCACUGGAAAGUUAUGCGGUUACGCUUUGAGUCAGACGAUCUACAAUUCAACGACAUCAGUUGCAUCGGUACAAUUUAUUUCUGACGGAAGCAUUCAAAAACAAGGAUUUCAAUUGUUUUGGAUGCAGGUUUAAGAACUAACUGCCAACUGUAAUUUGUUCCCAAAGGAUAUGGAGAUAAAUGUGAAAAAAUAAAGCAGAAGUUAAAAUUCUGAAAAUACCCUCUGAGAAGAUUUUCUCAAGAAAUAAUGAUUUCAGGUUUUACUUAAGCCCUGGCCAAAGGACUCGAUUUUUCACUCGUUUUUUCUACUCAACAAGAAAGCAAGUUAAAAUCCACCAUUUGGCCACCUUCUCGAGUGAGUCGAGUGAGCGCAAGCGCAGCUAUCAUCUCUUAUGCUUAGUUUUUUUGUAAAAGAGCUAAUAAAUUCAAGAGCGGGGUGGCCAAAAGGGGGCAGGGCAGCAAACUACCCUGAGGCCUCUAGGUCCAGGGGACCUUUUAAAGUGAUGAAUUCCAUUUUAAGAAUGAAAUUAAUCAAACAAAACAAAAGUAUGCCUAAAAAUAGGAAUUUGCUUAAAAGAAUAAAACAUUUAGUGACGGUUACUGCAUGAAACGAACGACCAGGGUCUUAUGACGCUAGAGUUUGUCAAGAGAAUGUAAAGGACAUUUUCAUGUACGAUAUGCACGGCAGCCGCUUUGCGUUUCUUUGCCUUCAUUUUGUUGGUGUGAGCGAAAAAUCGAGCGAAAUAUCGAAUCGUUUGGCCAUCUAUGCUUGACAUCGCUCGAUUUUGAGAUCAAAUAUCGAGAGAAACAGUGACCGAAAAAUCAAAUCGUUUGGCCAAGCCUUUAGGAAGCUGUAAAUUUUUGUCAUUUGCCUAUAGAAUAAGAAAUUUGAUUAGAAAAUAUUUGACUAAAAUCAGUUUUUGUAGUUUUUUUUGGAAAUUGUGUGUACUUUCAGAGUCUACUUCUUCAUUUAAAGGCAGCGCGCUUGGACACUGAUCGGCGUAUUUUCGAUGCGUGAAUAGACAUUGGUGCCUGACCUGUGAAUCAGCAUUACUUAUGGCGUUAUUGCGUGAGUGCUGCAAGCGAAUUUCCAAAUUAGACAGGGAAAUAACCGCAACUAACUCACCGCAUGUGUUGUCAAGAUUCUCCAAACUUUUUCAUGAUCCCAGUAUGCCAGAGAAUUCAAAUCUGCCAGGUACCUUUUCAAAUUUUACUUCCGGUUACGUGACAAGGCAUAAUUUCAUUUUACGAUCAGAAAAAAUUAAAAGUCAUUUUUUUAUAAAUCUGAGGCAACCAUUAGAAAAAGCAUCAAAAGAGAUGAAACAAUCUAUCAAACAUCAACCCUGUGACGUUUAUAUUUCAAGAGAUGUGGACCGUUAAACUUUCGAUGAUGACGUCACAAAAUAUCUAACUUUGCACAAUUUCUAAUGCGUAAAAAAAAACUUUUUGUUAAAAAUUGAUAUACAUACUUCAAAGCUCAAAUUCACUAAAAGAAUAAUCUGUUGUAUCAUCAAAAGAAUCAAUCCAGGCCCAGGCACUAUCUUGGUCAAACACGGAUGUAUUUGUCCAGACGGAAAUGGAGGGGAGUACCACCAAAGAUAAUGGAAGUGGGGCGGUGAAAUUUUGACUACCAGUUUCGAGUUCUUUAUCAACUGGGGAUAUUGAAUUGUGAUGGUAAAUGGGGAUUUGCCGCUGUUUUGGGGUAAAAUGAGGUUAAAUCAGGAGAAGUUCCUGCUUAUCCUCUGCAAAGGAGAAACGUGGCUGGAAUGACGUUUUUAACAAAAAAAACCUGGUAUUAGCAGUAGAAUGUGAGCGAUAGUUUAUCUUUUUUAGUAGAAAUACGUUUAAGGUAGCAAAAUGAGCUAUAAUUUGUCAAGUGACGUCUAAUUACCCCAUGUCCGUAUAUGGAUAUCUUAUUAAAAAUGGCCAAAGCCAACUCAUCCUUUGCCAUCCGACAUUUAACUUAGCAUGCAAUUGACCAUCAAAACCUUAGGAAGGAACUGUCGUGGUACUCAAACUAUAAGAAGGGACUUUUUGUCUUUUUGUUAACCUACAUUGAUAGUAUUAAUUGGUCUUAAAGAGCAUUACUAUGCUCAUACAGAUAAGAUAAACAUGAAAUCUUGCUGAGCAAAUCAAGAGCUAGAGCUACAAGUAUGAAUGACGAAAAUUUAACAAUAAAUUAUAAUUUUAAUAGGACUUAAUGUAAUUAAUUGUCCUUCUU